Messenger RNA from Cuscuta epithymum, 971 nucleotides. Lineage: Eukaryota; Viridiplantae; Streptophyta; Magnoliopsida; Solanales; Convolvulaceae. The record is from the annotation of a GenBank genome assembly.
CUGAACUGCAAACCGGCCUCUUUGGCAUGAUGGCAGCUACACCGGAGAACGACGACGACGACCUAUCCGCGGGGGAAUCGACGGCGCUGCACGAAAUGACGACGUUCUCCCGCCACCGCUUCGGGAACUCAAAUAAUUCGGAAGAGGAGUUCUCCAUCACCAUAAUUGAGAACAUGAAAGAAGAAUACGGUCUGUUUGUGUGGCCGUGUAGUGUUAUUUUAGCGGAGUACGUUUGGCAGCAAAAAUCACGCUUUUCCGGCACCACCGUUGUGGAGCUUGGUGCAGGAACUUCAUUGCCUGGAUUGGUUGCUGCAAAAUUGGGUGCAGAUGUCACACUGACAGACGAUUCGAACAGACCUGAGGUCUUGGCUAACAUGAGAAGGCAGUGUGACUUAAACGAUCUGAAGUGUAAGAUAUUGGGUCUUACAUGGGGACAGUGGGACUCAAAUGUUUUUGAUAUACACCCAAACAUUAUCCUUGGAGCUGAUGUUCUUUAUGAUGCAAAUGCUUUCGAUGAUCUUUUUGCUAGCGUGACAUUUUUACUUGAGAAUUCGCCAUCGUCUGUUUUUAUGACUACUUAUCACAAUAGAAGCGGGCAUCAUCUGAUUGAGUUUUUGAUGGUGAAGUGGGGGUUGAAGUGUGUGAAGCUUCUUGAUGGAUUUUCAUUCAUGCCAGCCCAGAAAGCAUCUGGUUUGAGUGGUGAUAUCCAGUUAGUUGAGAUUGCUUUGGAUAGACAGUAAACAAUACUGUAGAAUAUGACCAACUCGCCUUUUUUCUUUGAGUGCAAGUCAAACUGCUUCAUAUUUAUCUUUUUAGAUUAGAAGAAUUGAAUACUUUUCAACAGCUCCACCCCUUUUGCUCAGUCUAACUUCAGCAUUGAAGUAAAUGCCUGCUACGAGUAAUUUUCAAUUAAUGAAUCGCCUCCAAGAUUGUUUAUGACGUUCAUGAUCUUCAGAAUGACAUGAUCUUCC